Molecule: messenger RNA, 873 nt
Organism: Vicia faba (fava bean)
Lineage: Eukaryota; Viridiplantae; Streptophyta; Magnoliopsida; Fabales; Fabaceae
Source: the annotation of a GenBank genome assembly
AUGCUUCUAAGAAGCGCGUCAACGCCGGUUAUGAAUCCAUGGCUUCCACACUCAAACUCAAAGGAUUCAUCUCCGGAACCGGAAUUCUUUCAUCGAAACCCGAAAUCCAGAUCUGUUACGUUCUCGCCUUCGUCGUCGAGUUCGCCGAUUUCAGAUUCGAUGAACAAACUGACUCGAGCACUUUCGGAUACGGAUCUCUCUGUUCCUCCCUUUCGGAAGCCGCUCCACCGCCGUCAAUUCGAUGAGGACGAUGAAGAGAGCAGAUCUCUCGGUUUCGGUGCUCGUUCCAGAUCGGCGUCGUUUAGUUCCGCGUUAUGUUCUUUAUCUGAGAUGGAAGAAAUCCCGACUGGAGUCGAUGUUGACAGUGGUGUGUUGCUGGAAGAAGGAGGUGGCGACGGCGGUGGAUUCGACAAAAACGACGGUGGAGUUUCGAGAUUCGGUAAUUCGAAUCACGGUAACGAUAGCACCGAUUUGUAUUACCGUGCAAUGAUCGAAGCGAAUCCAGGGAAUCCACUUUUUCUCAGCAACUACGCGAAGUUCUUGAAAGAGGUUCGUAAAGAUUAUGUGAAAGCUGAAGAGUAUUGUGGAAGGGCAAUAUUGGCAAAUCCAAAUGAUGGUAACGUUCUGUCACUUUACGCGGAUUUGAUAUGGGAGUGUCAUAAGGAUGCUCAUCGAGCCGAGACUUAUUUUGAUCAAGCAGUUAAAGCAGCGCCGGAUGAUUGUUAUGUUCUAGCGUCGUAUGCACAUUUUCUUUGGGAUGCUGAGGAAGAAGAGGAUGAAGUUGAAGAAGAAUCCUCUGGGAAAGGUUUUGGUUUCUUUAAUGGAGGUUCUAUGUCAACAACUCCUCCACCGAUGGCGGCUGCUGCUUCUUGA